This is a messenger RNA of Linum trigynum, 4868 nucleotides long. The record is from the annotation of a GenBank genome assembly. Lineage: Eukaryota; Viridiplantae; Streptophyta; Magnoliopsida; Malpighiales; Linaceae.
AGUCCUAGUGGUGGCCAUGCCAAAGGUUCACAAGAGUUGAACCCACCAAACCACCAUAAAACCACAAUACAGGAGCAAAAAACAUAACCAAAGGACAAGGAAGUGUCGACAGCCAGAACAAAGAGAGUCGAGCAACAUGGGAACAAUUAGUAAAUUACAAAAUUACACAUAGAACAAAAUAAUAAAAUUACACUUGAAAUAAAAUGACAUAUUAUCCCCAUGAGGCAUAAGCUCCUUGUCCUUGAAAAUGAAAUUUGAACAACAAAAUAAUAAAAUUAAGCCACUGUAAGUGAGUUUGAACAACAAAAUAAUAAAGUUUGAGCUACUAAUACCAUAAGUUGUUGUCCCAGAAUAAACCACUGCCCUAAUCUGCAAUUAUCACAAGAUCUUAAAUGGAUGAGCAUCAUAACAAAAUCUACUCCCCAUAAGCUACUGCCCCCAUAAUAACCCACUGUCCCCAUAAUAACAAAAUCUCACCAAACCAUUCAACCAUUUGAUUGAUGCUAGAAAUCAUAUAGAAUGGAUGAGCAGUUAAAGCUAGAAAUCAGAUUGAUGCUAUCUAGUCAUAUAGUAAUAAUACUAUGUAUGUUCAGUCUUUCCGAAUCAUAUUUGAGCUAAUUGAAUAAAUCCUAAUGAUUAAUACGGGUACCCAUACUAUCCAAACGGGUAUUAGCGGGUAACCCGCGGGUACCCAAUAUUGAAAUUCAUAAUCCCAAGUCCCAUCCCGCAAUGAAUAUAACGGAUAUUUGGGUACCCGUAACCUUCAAAAAAUGGGACAGGUUUCGAUAUACCAAAUACCCGUUUCCCGUUGCCACCCCUAAAGCUGAUCCAGUCUGAGCUAAAGUAAAAUGAACAGUAAAAUGAACAGACUCCAUUAAGCUGUUUUACUUUUUCUGAGAUUCAGAAUUUCCAUACAUUUCCAUUCAAUGGUUCAAUGGUUCAAUUAGUUAGAGAUGUAAUUUGAUCAAAUGCAGAAUGCUUCUUUUUUUCAUCAUGUUGAAUUAUCAUAUUUACCACAAUUACGUUACAUCAUAAUUCUUCCUUGAUUCAUGGUUUUCAAUGCAAGAAAAGCUAAUGUAAAAAGAAAAAUGGGCACUUGGCAUUUAGUUUCUGCUUAAAGGUUAUCAAAUUGUACGCAUACAACAAUGCCUUCUAAGUGUCUAUUAUUUAGCCUUCUUAUUAAAGAAAUGAAAUGUAGCAACUGCAAAACUCUUUUGGAAGCAAUAAUGUAGCCUGUCCGUGUAUGUUCCUCCAACGAUUCCAAACCCCUUAGUUGUUGCGGACAACCCUAAGAAGUUAAAAAGCUAGAAAGUACAACAGGACUCUCUUUAACUACUUUGUCAUAUUCACAAAGCAGCAAGAGCAUGGAAGCAACUGGUUUAAUCUACAGCAUAAGUCGAAUCAAUAACUGUAGAAGUUCCCACCAAGACAAGGCUCUAUUGCCUCAAUAAUUCCUCCAUCCAGUCUACCAAAAGGACAAAAAUCACAUGCAUUGAACGUACGCAACUGACUCUUUGCCAUACUUAUAUGUCAGUCCCGAAAACAAACUGAGGGACCAAAACAAGCUCUGUUACACAACCAUGUCUGUCCUCUCACUCUAUAUCAUUUUCUUGAUCAACAUCCUUCCUCAGAUUAUUGCUCAAGUGACUCACGACAUAGCAGAAAAUCUUGAAACUGAUUUGGAGACUUACAUUGUUCAUGUCAAGCAACCAGAUGGCACAACUUAUGGUGGGGUAGAAGAUCUGAAGGCUUGGCACCAGACAUUUGUACCUGUCAUCAGCACAUCGAGGUCGGGGGAUGGUCGUCAUCAAAGUCGUCUGCUUUACUCAUACAUAGAUGUGAUCAGCGGAUUUUCUGCAAGGCUAACAAAGGAAGAAUUGGCAGCCAUGGAACUUAAAGAAGGAUUCGUGUCAGCACGUCCUGAGAUGACAUUUCAUCUACAGACAACCCACAGCGCUCGUUUCUUGGGUCUGGACUUAAAACCAGGGCUAUGGAACCGAACCAAUUAUGGAAGUGGGAUUAUAAUUGGAGUGCUGGACACCGGAGUUUCUCCCACUCAUCCUUCCUUCACUGGCGAAGGGAUGCCGCCGCCUCCAUCCAAAUGGAAAGGGAAGUGUGAGUUCAAACUAUCACACUGCAACAAUAAACUGAUCGGUGCAAGAACUUUCAACCUUGGAGCUAAGGCUAGGAAGAAGGGAGGCAAACCUGAAACGCCAAUUGAUCGAGAUGGACAUGGCACUCACACGGCAAGCACAGCAGCUGGUGGCUUUGUGAGCAAUGCUAAUGUGUUUGGGAAUGCCAAGGGUACAGCAGCAGGAAUGGCACCUGGUGCCCAUCUAGCAAUUUACAAAGUCUGCUCACAUAACUGUAUUGAGAGUGAUAUACUUGCAGGGAUGGAUGCAGCGAUUCAUGAUGGGGUUGAUAUUAUCUCAAUCUCCCUAGGAGCAGACCCUGGAGUUCAACUAUAUAAAGAUGGUAUCACGGUGGGGGCAUUAGCAGCAGCAAAGAAGGGGAUAUUUGUGAGCAUGGCAGCUGGAAAUUCUGGGCCUGGAUAUAGCACAUUGUCUAGUGAAGCCCCUUGGGUUUUAACAGUUGGUGCAAGCACCAUAGACAGAAAAGUUCUGGCUACUGCAAAGCUAGCAAAUGGGAAGACAUUUGAAGGUGAAUCCCUUUUCCAACCCAGGGAAUUUCACUCGACGGCGUUGCCACUUGUUUAUGCUGGGAUGAACAAGAAGCCAUUGUCGGAAUUCUGUGGGAAAGGAUCAUUGGUAGGGAUGAACGUGAAGGGCAAAGUUGUUCUGUGUGAUAGAGGUUUGGUGGAUAGACUUGACAUAGGCAAGGAAGUGAAAAAUGCUGGCGGCGCAGCAUUGAUACUUGCAAAUGGAGAACAGGAUGGGUUCAGUACGUUAGCUGAUCCUCAUGUUCUUCCUGCUACACAUGUCAGCUAUGCAGCAGGGCAGAAGAUUAAAGCUUACAUAAAGGCAAAUAAGCAAGCAAGAGCAACCAUUUUAUUCAAAGGAACAACCUUAGGAGACAGGACAGCUCCAGCUGUAACUUCUUUCUCAUCAAGAGGGCCCACGAUGGUGUGCAGAGGAAUUCUGAAACCAGACAUUAUGGGGCCUGGAGUGAGCAUCCUAGCAGCAUGGCCAUCCCGAGGGACGAACAAGAUGAAGAACCCGAGAUUCAAUAUCGAGUCUGGCACAUCUAUGUCAUGCCCUCAUCUGAGUGGGAUUGCAGCAUUGCUCAAGCACUCUCAUCCAACCUGGUCACCUGCUGCCAUCAAAUCUGCUAUAAUGACAACAGCCGAUAUCAAAACCAGGAGAGGCACCACAAUUAUUGAUCAAGAUUAUCAACCUGCCGACCUCUUUGCCAUUGGAGCUGGCCAUGUUAACCCAUUGAAGGCAGAUGACCCCGGUCUGAUCUAUGACAUCCACCCUGGAGAAUAUAUAGGGUACCUGUGUAGCUUAGGGUACACAAAUAAACAAGUUUGGAUUAUCACAAGAAUGUCAAUCAAAUGCAAAACGCAAAGAAAGAUACCUGGAGGACAGCUAAACUACCCUUCACUCUCGGUAACACUAGGGCGCUCCCAGACAUUGAUAAGAACAGUUACAAAUGUUGGUCAGGGGAAUUCAAGCUAUUAUGUGAAGAUCACUCCUCCAAUCGGGGUCCGAGUAGCUGUGAAGCCUUCAGAGUUACACUUCACAAAGGUGGGCCAGAAUGCAAAAUACGCUGUGAUGUUCAUUCGUACCAAUGAAACCAGAUUACACCAACAAUUUGCUCAAGGAUAUCUGUUAUGGGUUUCUGCUAAGCACAGUGUCAGAAGUCCCAUCUCUGUGCAGUACGGCUGAAGAAGCGAUGCAACAGAUCAAGAAUAACACACUGCAGGCAUGCAGCCAACCAUUUCUUGCUGAAAGUUGGAACAGUUAUCAGGAAGUUCUAAAAUCUCCAGUAAAGAACGGUUCUUUGUAUUUUUUAUCCCUUUUCAUGGUAAAAAAACAACAAUGUAGAGAGGCAGUAACAAGAGAAAUUUUACAAUGCUAUAUAGUAUUGGUGCUAUAGGGUUUGCCUUUAUGGUACAAUUUAAAAUUGUACAUUUACGUUAUGGUACAACUUCAUAUUGUACCUAUACUUUUUGUACAAAUUCUUUUAUGGUACAAAUUGAACUUGUACCUUUAUGUGAUGGUACAAUUUCAAGUUGUAAAGUUGUACCAUAACAUAAUGGUACAACCUAAACUUAUACAUUUAAUGUUAUGGUACAACUUUAAGUUGUACAUUAAAUCACCAAUACUAUAUAGCAUAGUAGAAGUGCUCCAGUAACAAAGCUUUUUAUAGUUAACACGAGAGAGAAUCCAUCCUCUUAGAGAGCUAGGAUUCUGUGUAUAAUUAAUAAGCGAUUUCAACUAAAAUAACAGAAGAAUGCUUGCUGUUGUUUUUUCACGAGAAGAAUGCUUAUAUUUUGUGGAACUUAGAAUUAGAAAAUUUCAUAACCAAACUUUGCUAUCCUAUUCUUUUAUGUUCUGCAGCUUUCAUGCAAGAAUACCCAUGCCCUAAUGCCAAGGAAAGGAAAGGAAAGUUUAAAGAAGGGAGACAAAUACCUAUCAGCCUUCCUUUUGCAAUUUGCUUGCCUUAACAGGGAAAGCUGAGAUCAAAGGAGCAAAACCCGAACUCACAAGUGAUAACAGUAUGUCUUGAUUAAAUAAGCUCUUGUGACAACAAAGAUCCAAAAGGCACUCAGCGAAGUGUUUCAAACAAAUAUACAUUUUCUCUUCCAUUAGAUUGUGCUACUUCAAGUAACACUCCCCCAACAAAACAUCAUCGCAUGAUGUUAGCACCAUGACCUAAAUACAAAAUGAAAUUUCAGAAGAGGA